AAGAUUGAGAAAUUUCUGGAGGAUUACAAAGCACUCAAGCCCUCAAGAUAUUCUUAUGCUGAUAUCAAGAGAAUAACAAAUCAGUUCAGGGACUAGCUAGGAGAAGGUGCUUAUGGAACUGUUUUCAAAGGAAGGCUUUCUAAUGAUGUUUUGGUUGCAGUUAAGGUCCUCAACAAUUUCAAAGCAACUGGAGAAGAAUUCAUUAAUGAAGUUGGAUCAAUGUGCAGAAUCCAUCAUGUCAACGUCACUCGAUUGGAUUUUGUGCAGAUGGAAAUAAAAGAGCUCUUGUUUACGAGUACAUGCCAAAUGAAUCAUUGGAGAAGUUUAUCUUUGCAACCAGGGACCAAAAUCGUUCCCUCAGUUGGGAGAAUCUUCAAGAUAUUGCAAUAGGAAUAGCGAAAGGAAUUGAGUACCUGCACCAAGCAAAGCUCUGUUCCAAGGAACAAAGUGCUGUUUCUAUGACAGAAGCUGGAGGAACAAUGGGAUACAUUGCCCCUGAGAAUGUUGACAUCACAGUGCGGAAUACAAGCCAAGUUUAUUUCCCAGAAUGGGUGUAUAAUUGCUUGGAUAGAGGAGAAGUGCUGGGGAUUAGAAUAGAAAAUGAGAGGCAUGACAAGAUAGCAAGAAAACUUACAAUUGUUGGACUUUGGUCAAUCCAGCGGUACCCAACAGACCGACCAUCAAUGAAAUCUGUGGUUCACAUGUUGGAAAGAGAAGCAGACAGUUUGACAGUGCCACCAAAUCCCUUUGGCCAUGCAGAUGGAGCGCUGACAAGUGCCAAUAUCCCUAGGAGACCAAUUAACAGAGAAUUACCAGUAAUCUCUGAAUUAGAAUGAUGAAAAUUCUUUCUAUUCUACACUUUUUUUUAAUAUUUUCUAAAUAAUUGUACUACAAAAUGAAACUUAUAAUAAUUGUGCUAAAGUCUG
Molecule: messenger RNA, 926 nt
Organism: Rubroshorea leprosula
Lineage: Eukaryota; Viridiplantae; Streptophyta; Magnoliopsida; Malvales; Dipterocarpaceae
Source: the annotation of a GenBank genome assembly